CUCUACCGCCCCAUAAACCUGAACUUCCCAGCUCCUCUCUCUCUCUCUCUCUCUCUCUCUCUCCGAGCUCCGAGCUUGAUCUCUGCGUUGUUCGGGUGUUUGCGCAACGUUCACGACGGAGAGUCAUAGAAAUGGCGGCGAAGCGGUUCUUUAGCGAAUCAGGGAAUGACCGGGACCAGCCACCCGAGAAACGCAUGAGAACUCGACCUAGCUUUGCUUCCAUAAUCGGGGAAGUGGUCAUGGUGAACUCCUUGCAGCACUUUUGCACGGCCCUCGAACCGAUGCUUCGAAGAGUGGUGAACGAAGAGGUCGAACGCGGUCUAAGACGCUGCACGCGCUCUCUCACUAGGGCUCCAUCGGUUCGGAUUCAGGCACUGGAACCGUCGAACCUUCAACUUAAAUUCGGGAAGAACCUUAAUCUUCCCAUCUUCACCGGGAGCAAGAUAGUCGAUGAAGACGGAUCAGGUCUCCAGAUCCUCCUCAUUGAAGGCGACCAAAACCUCCCGAUGCCUAUCCCUGCGGGCCCAAUCAAAGUAGAGAUUGUCGUCCUAGAUGGGGAUUUCCCCCCUUGCGAACGGAGCAAUUGGACCAGCGAGGAAUUCGACAGUAGCAUCGUGAGGGAGAGGUCCGGGAAGAGGCCUCUACUUGCUGGUGACCUCAACAUUACCAUAAGGAACGCAUUUGCAUCUGUGGGAGAGAUUGAGCUGACGGACAACUCGAGCUGGAUAAGAAGUAGGAAGUUCCGGCUCGGCGCCAGGGUGGUCCCUGGGAGCUACCACGGUGGCAGGAUUCGUGAGGCCAUCACCGUUGCAUUCGUGGUGAAAGAUCACCGCGGAGAAUUGUACAAGAAGCACUAUCCCCCGAGGUUAGACGAUGACGUUUGGCGGCUCGAGAAGAUCGGGAAGGACGGAGCGUUCCACAAGAAGUUGGUUGCUGAAGGAAUCAAGACCGUCCAGGACUUCCUGAAGACGUCUGUCGUGGACACUUCGAAGCUCAGAGCAAUUCUGGGUCAGGGGAUGUCUGAGAAAACCUGGGAGGCAACAAUAAAGCAUGCUAGGACAUGUGAGAUGGGCAACAAGCACUACGUCUACAAUGAAUCCAACUGCACCAUCAUCUUGAAUCCGAUCUGCCAAGUUGAAAGGGCUAUCAUUGACGGGCACACUUACACCACACGGGAGCUCUCGACUGCACUCAACCGGGCAUACAUCGAGAACAUGGUGAGGCAGGCGCACGCGAACUGGAGCUCACUGCACGAGUUCGAGGGUCUAAUGAACGAGACUGCUCUGCUCACCCAAGGUGAAGUGGAAGAUCAGUAUCCGCCACGUAAUGAGAUGGCGGCUGAAAGGGCGCUGCCAUUCCAGCAUGGCGGGUACCAAUCAGACCGGACACUGUUUGAGGUGGGCUACUUUCCGUUACCGAGCAAUAGCUGCAGCAGCAACAACAACCAUGUACAGAAUGUCGGGACGAAUGAUUGGCAAAUGACGACUUCCGUCACGACCCCAGUGGAGCAUAUCAUCAGGUACAGCAUCACUGAGGCGUCAUCUGAUGGUGAUCUCACUCCAAGGUCCUUCAUGACUGGCAGUUAAUUAGAAAGGAAGUUUUUCCAUCCUGCCCGGGACGGUUCGGGGGACCCCAUCAACCCCAAAUGGUCCCCGAUCGGGGCAGUGGAAAUUUCCAUGCUGCAAUGGUGUAGAACAAUAAGAACUGUAUGAUGUAUGCAUCAAAACUAUGUUGUAUAUAGUGAAGUAUUAAGCCAGAAUUAGGAAGGUUUAAUUAUCAAAUUGGUGUCCCUUAAUCCCCAUUGUACGAACCGAUGGGAUUUGCUUUCAUGUGCUGCGAAGUUCCUCCCUCCUCAAUUCCUGAUCGGA
Punica granatum (pomegranate) is the source of this 1868-nucleotide messenger RNA. NCBI's taxonomy places the organism in Eukaryota, Viridiplantae, Streptophyta, Magnoliopsida, Myrtales, Lythraceae. The record is from RefSeq and is a predicted model, not a curated record.